AUGAUUUCUUCUCUAGUUCGACGGCGAGUAGGUUCCCAUUGGAGACGGGCCUCACCUUCUCUCCAUGGUAAUGGGAAUGCUACGAUACCAGCUUGUAGAAGCACUUGUGCAACAGCAGUAUCAGCCCUGAUGCCCGAUAAUGCAUCCGUACCAACUAUUAGACAAUUCUCAGAAAGUCGUCGAAGUUUUCAUACCACCUCCCCUCAACAGAAUUGGUGGAAUCCCUUUUCUAGUGGUGGUGGAAGUGGUGGUGCCAAUACAUCGGGAAUCAUGUCAUCUUCCAAAACACGAGGCACUGGAGAUUCCAAUGAUCCUCGGCAACUGCAAGAACGCAAGGAUGCCACAUUGGUCUUGUUGGCUCUGACCUUUCGUCGAUUGUGGCUGGAACAAGGGGGAUUAGCUAGUACUAGUCUUAUGGGUGCUGGAGCUUGUGAUGAUGAUUGCCAAGAAAAGAUCGACCGAGAAAAGAUUAUUGAUAUGGCCUUUAGUGAGUUGGAAAAGGAGGAUUUGGAUUCCAAAACCACUUUGCAACUGCGGCAAACACUGCAAGCAGGUUUGGAAGAUCAGAUUGUGGAAAUUUUCCAGCACUUUGCGGAAGUGGACCAGAGUUUGCCCAAUCCAAAUGUCGCCCUGGAAAAGGAAGAGCCCGUUUCCAGUGCUGAUACCUCGGGCUACAAUCCAGUUCUAGUCCUGGAAUUGGAAAAUGCCGUGGAUCAAUUGGCCAACCCAACGCCGAACAGAGCUGAAAAGGGAGCCGAUCCCAAGAUUUUCUUAGCGCUAAAGCGCAAAGCGAUUGAAACAUUGAUGGAGAAACAACAGGGCAAUUCGAAUGAAGAAACCGACCAGAUAUCACAGGACAAAGCUGUAGCAAGCUCAGAAGAUGGGGUCGCUUGGGUUGAUGCCGAUGCGUUUGGGUACCACGAAACUAUUGACCAAGAGCAAAAUCAACAAAUUCGACUUUUCCAAGCCUACAACAUGUGCCGAUCGGCGCAGCUGAAAGCAGCCUAUGGAUAUGGUAUUGUCGCACUGCAGUCGUCCCUUCCUGGCGCUGGGCGAGGUGUUUAUGUUGAUGGUUUUUGUCCUGCUGGAUCCAUAGUAGCCUUUCAACCUGGAGUGGUCUGGUCUAAGGAGCACUUGGUGGCCCUUCCAAUUGAAGAAGAACGGCAGUUGGAAAAGAAUGAUAACUACCAAAUGUCACUCAGGCCUGAUGAUUUUAUGAUUGACUCACGACAAUCUCCUUACACUGUCUUGACCAACCCCUGGGCAGUGGGGCACAUUAUCAACCAUCCUACCCCAGCUCAUCCGCCCAAUUGCCGGUCAGUUAUGGUCAACUUUACCUCGGCUAUGAACCUGAAAUCCUUGAACUUGGAGUCCUAUGUUCCAAACAAGUAUGCCAAGCCUCGAAACUUGACCUUAUUGGGCAGUCUUUGGGAGCAGGACGUGGUAGAUAUGCACGGAAUGUGUUUGGUAACGACAAGGGAUGUCUGCAAUGAAGAAAUCUAUUACGAUUAUCGAUUGAUGACUCCCCAUCGGCCGUCAUGGUAUCAAACAGUCCAAGACACUGCUUACACGAACAAAGAAGCAGAGGAAGCAAAGGAGCCACAAGACUAA
Messenger RNA from Cylindrotheca closterium, 1611 nucleotides. The record is from the annotation of a GenBank genome assembly. Lineage: Eukaryota; Bacillariophyta; Bacillariophyceae; Bacillariales; Bacillariaceae.